Molecule: messenger RNA, 2468 nt
Organism: Cylas formicarius (sweet potato weevil)
Lineage: Eukaryota; Metazoa; Arthropoda; Insecta; Coleoptera; Brentidae
Gene: Orc2
Product: origin recognition complex subunit 2
Exons: 1
Coding region: 208-1656 (482 amino acids)
Biological process (GO): DNA replication
Cellular component (GO): nucleus; nuclear origin of replication recognition complex
Molecular function (GO): DNA replication origin binding
Source: RefSeq, a predicted model, not a curated record
GUGUUAUCGAAUUGUAAAGUCGCUUGUUUGUGAAUGUGGUUUGUGAUUAAGUCUGUCUGUGGUUAAGUAGCGGCUGUUGCACAUUUACUGUAAUUUUGUUCUUUAAACUUGAAAAUACGUGUAUCGCAAGCAGCGACGUUUGGUGUUAAUUAUUGAUCAGUUUUCCAUUUAUGAUGUGUUUUCUUUUCACAACGCAAAUUCUCUAAAAUGGAAGAAAAUAGCAAUACUCCUACUCCACUACGAAGAACGACGAGACGGCCAAAGCCCAGUCUCAAGGCAUUAGAAUCGAUUACCAUUUCGAAACUACAAGAUGUGGUAAUAGCAUCACCCAGCAGCGAGGAAGAAAUAAGUUCGGGUGAAGAGGGGGGUGAUGUGAAACCGGUACUAUUGCACAAACGCGAAACCCUGUCCGGAAAGGCAAUUUUCCAGUUUCACACCCCCAAGAGAAGAGGUAAUGUGAUUCGGAAAGCUGUGGAGUUAUCUAGGAUGUCCGAAAGCUCAAGUGACAUAGAUUUCUCCUCCGAGGCAUCAACUUCCUCAGAUUCUUCAAUAAAGGUAAAGGAAAAGAGAACUACGAAAUUCAGCACCGUAAAAAAAACCAAAGGUUAUAGUAACAAGGUCAGCACUGACUACUCAAUUAAGACCGAGGAAUAUUUCUCGAAUUUCGCGUCAAAUAAAAUCCAAACCUCAGAUAACACUCUUGACAAACUAAAAACUCCGAGGCUGCCGCACUAUGAGCUGAAGAAAUUGCUGGCCAAUAAGAAACUAACGAAGGAACACGCGGCCGCGAUGGAACGCAUGUCGAGAAACAACAAGAAACCUUUUCAAAAGUGGCUUUAUCUGCUUCAAGAGAAUUUCAGUUUACUGCUGUAUGGAUUGGGUUCGAAGCGAGAUAUUGUGAACACUUUUCGUAAAGAACACCUCCAAAAGCCACCGGUCUUGGUGGUGAAUGGAUUUUUCCCCCCACUGACCAUUAAAGAUAUCUUGGAUGGGAUAAUUGUGGAUAUUUUGGAGUUGGAAAAUCCAGGUAAUCCCUAUGAGGCUUGUAACCUUAUCGAGCGGGAAUUUGAGAACACGUCUUAUCCCUUGUAUCUAAUUAUCAACAACAUUGAUGGUGAACCUCUGAGAGACCGCAAAACUCAAAACAUCCUCGCGCGGCUCGCGGCCACUUCGAACGUUCAUUUGAUAGCGACCAUUGACCACAUCAAUGCGCCACUCAUAUGGGACCAGGAAACCAUGAGCAAAUUCAACUAUAUCUGGUGGGACGCGACGUCAUUCUCGCCCUACAUGGAGGAGACAUCUUUCGAGAAGUCAUUAAUGGAGCAGCAAUCUGGAGCAUUGGCUCUCUCCUCCUUAAAGAAAGUAUUUUUAUCAUUGACACCAAACUCGAAAGCCAUCUUUCUCAAACUCGUAAAAUACCAAAUUGAAAAUUCAGGUCCCUAUUACGAGGGUAUGGCCUUCAAAGACCUCUACAUGUCAUGCAGGGAAGGGUUCAUUAUUAGCAGCUAUCUGGCGUUGAGGGCUCAUCUAAACGAGUUCCUGGAUCAUAAAAUGGUCAAAACGAAGAGAUCGUCCAACGACGGCACCGAGUAUUUGGUUAUACAGCUGUCCAACGAUAUUUUGCGCAAAUUUUUGGACGACAACGCCGAAUCCUAGCUUUGCAAAUUUUAAAAAGACUUGUUCGGUGGUAACACUACCGGCGGAUAUCUAACCUCACGUGUAUCCCCCUGUUUAAAAUUUCUGAGACUAUUAAAGUGAUUUUUCAUUAUUUUUAUUUACGUAAAGAAUGCUCUUUAUUGUCGCGGGCAGUAAUUCAUAGAUACCCAGUAAUUAUGUCCUAGAACUCAAUUUUUGUUAUCACCUGAUCCAGGCUUAAAGUAGAGACAAUUAGUAUACUAUGCGACAUAUGUGGUAAACAUUUGAGUAACGAGUUUAUUUGGCCGGAGCGGAACAAGUACUUUAUUAAACGCGUGACUUAAAAAGUUUACCAAAUCUAUGGCAUACUAUAUUUUUUCUGCAAUCGUUGGUUUUUGGGCACAUUUUUGCAAAACAACACAAAUACACGUGACUACUCAUGGGUAAUAUCUCCGAAUACAUUCGAUGUCUCCCAAACCCGUCGGUAAUAUUCUGGAAAUGUCCGAACUGACUCGCAGCCGUAGGUUAUAAAAAGGACGUCAUGACACUCUUCAAGGUCAAUAGGUGUAUAAUUGGGUAUUUUAUAGAAGGGAGUAAAAAAAAAAUUUCUCACGGUCAUUUGAUAAAUACAAUAAAACUACUGGCUACUUAGUGCAUAAUCUGUCAGAUUACCAAAAAACUUCCAUGAAAAGUUCUGCAUGGGACCGAGUAUGGCUCGGUUGGUAAGGCGUUGACCUGGCCACUCGAACUUGCUGGAAGUUGUGGGUUCGAUUCCCGCCAGAAGCCUUGUGAUUUGGGAAAAAAAAAUGGUAAUUUUAACUGCCAAAUUUGGU